AUGUUGACAGCAAUCUUUAUUGAAUUUUGUGCUUGUGCUAAAGAAAUAGCGCCUUCGCUGGUAAUGACGCUGUCAGCUGUAACAAUUAUUUCUGUUUUAUUGUGCAAUCUGAAGAAGAAUAAGGUUAAGAAGCAUCCGAAUAAUGUAACGGUGGAAGGAACUGUGCGAGUAUCAGUUCAUGGCCCAUUUUCCAAUAAAUCUGAUCCAGUAUUCCAUAGUUCCUCGAACUCAAAAAGUACAAAUCUGGGUGUGGGACCGAGUAUUAGGAGGUCAUUAGAUCAAAAGAAACCAGCAAAUGAUUCGCUUCUUAAAGAAAAAGAUGAUGGAACUCCUUUACUCAGUGAAGCUACUACCGAAGAGGAAACUGAAUUAAAGAAAAUGGAAUCAAGCACACAUCGUUCUGAUAGCACUCAAAAAUCAAAGGAAUCACAAAGAAUUAUAAUCAAAAGUCCAGCAAUAAAACAUUCAGUUGAAGGACUCGAGGAGGACCGUCUCUCAGAUUUAGCGAUUGACUCAAGCCAGAAAUCAAGUAUUGAAGUAGAUUCAACAAUGGAUGAUUGCAAUUAUUCUGCUGAAACCAAGCCUAAAAUUGUUAAGGAAAUAAGCAAAGCGAAUUUGUUUAAGUGCAAAAAGGGUUCAUGGAAGACAAUAGAACACGCACCAGAAGUUGUAAGUAGUAAGAAAGAACAAGAAACCACUAACACAUCAUCAAAUCCUUCUGAUAAGAGUUCUACUAGAGAUGAGAGGAUGCAACUGCACACGAAUGAUACGACUGAAUCCGACCAAGACUAA
Molecule: messenger RNA, 792 nt
Organism: Thelazia callipaeda (thelaziosis nematode)
Lineage: Eukaryota; Metazoa; Nematoda; Chromadorea; Rhabditida; Thelaziidae
Source: the annotation of a GenBank genome assembly